Pomacea canaliculata is the source of this 2546-nucleotide messenger RNA. RefSeq lists its product as uncharacterized. The transcript has 4 exons. Bases 614 to 1753 code for a protein of 379 amino acids. The record is from RefSeq and is a predicted model, not a curated record. Lineage: Eukaryota; Metazoa; Mollusca; Gastropoda; Architaenioglossa; Ampullariidae.
UUUGUUUGCUUUCAUUUCAUUCGUAACUUCGCGAUCCUCCUGCCUUGCACACCGCGUCUGGCUUCGACCGACGACAGUUGGAGUCGCAGCCGGCGUUUAGACAUUUUGUUCUUCGGUUUCACUGAGUUAGGUGCUGCUCCUCGUACUUCAGUCUCACUGGGUGAAGUGUUGCUCCUCGUACUUCAGUCUCACUGGGUGAGGUGUUGCUCCUCGUACUUCAGUCUCACUGGGUGAAGUGUUGCUACCCAGCCCAGGGCGCACGCCAUUGAGGUCAGCAGUUGUAAAAAUUUGAUUGAGAGGAUGGAUGCUGUGAUGAUGGCGGAUGCUGCCACGGAGGAAGAUGUCGUGUUGUAGAAUUCCCUGUCGCUGACUCACGUGAUAUCAUACCUCGUCUCGUAACUCAGCGGAGUCACAGUUUUACUUCUCUACACUGUUGUGUUAUGUCAUCGUGACCUUGUGUGACGCGUACUGACUGACCUUUAGUGACCCCUCAGUGUUGCUCAACACGCCUGAGUGUGUGUUCUCCCCUCUACGACCGGUACGAGUCGCAGGACGAAUCAAUGAGGGAAUCAUUAUCAUUAAUGAUUAACAAUUCCUCGCUGGAUCUUCCAGAAUGCUCGGCUUCAAGUUCUUGACUUUACAGAAGAGAAAGUUUCUUCUGGUGAUUGUCGUUGUAGCCAGCGUCAAUGUGAUUGCAUUCUUUGCCAUCGGCUUAAAAAUCACGUUACAAAAGGCUAACAAAGGCAGUAUAGAGUACAGACAGCUGCACCCCGAUGAACAGAAAGUCUUGGUUUAUCACUGCCCUUGGGAUGUCAAGUGCGGAGGCCUGGGUGACCGACAGAAGGGAAUCGUGGGCGGCUUCGUGCUCUCCGCCAUGUUGAACCGCACGUUCAAGAUCCACAUGCCCUUGCACCCAGAAUGCAAUUUGGAUUUCUUCCUGACCCCAAGCGAGCUGGACUGGCGGGUACGCAGCACGGAACUGGCCCACCCGGAUCAGCAGAGUUUGCUGGCGAUGGACGGGGACAACAUCGAUGUCAUUCAGAGUCUCCUGAAGAAGGACAACCUGCAGGCGGAGCUCCCCAGCACGUACGUCCUCUUCCGCAGCAAUAUGGAGAUCGUGCAGUACCUCCUACAACACCCGGCGGCCAAGAAGGUGGAGUGGCUGCAGGGGAAAUCAGUACCAGACAUCUACAAGGAGGUGAUAACCAGGCUGUUCACGCCGUCCGAGCGGAUUCAGAAAAAGCUGCAGAAGCUGCAAUCAGACUUUCGUGCCGGAAAUGCGUCUCUCAUCUGCGCACAGGUGCGACUAGGCCAGAGCGAGACGUUUGAGGACACGGAGCAGUUCUUGAAUGUCCAAGUGUUUCCCGUCUUGGCGGACUUUCUAGCGCCGUACAGCACGGCUGCCACGUCUCGGAUUUUCAUCUCCUCCGACUCCAAGAAGAUCGUCGAGCUCGCCACCGCUCGUUUCCCGACCGUCGCCGUCACCGUCCCAGGCCCGAUCACUCACGUCGACAGGAGCAAGGGAGGCGACACCUGCGAGGGGACGGAGAAGGCGGUGGUGGAGCAGUUCCUCUUGGCGUCGUGCGACAUGUUGGUGAUCUCCGAGAGCGGCUUUGCCAAGAUCGCCGCCUUCCUACGAGGACGAGAUGAUGGCUUGUAUAUCGUGUAUAACAAGGCGACUUUUUUUUCGCAUAAGAUCGUGGUGGAAUCUUACAGGAGAGACGAACCGGCCUUUCCCAACAGACGCUGGUGAGAUCUGCGGUUACGGAUUUCUUUUUAUAUGGGUUUUCCCACCAUUUUUACCUCCAUUUGUACUUAAAAGUUUCUGAUCGACUCAAAUCCCAGUUGGCUUGAAUUCCAGUUACUAGCAGUGAGACAGAUCGCCAUUUUUUAAGUCGUACUAUUAUGAAGCCACCGGAGGGUUGUUUGUACACAAAUGUGUGUGUAUGAGUGAGUGAUAUAACAUGUAUACACUGAUUUAUUUUGACGAUGAUUGAUGAUUGUUGAUAUUGAUAUCUCUAUAUAGAUGGAUUUAUAUUUGCACUUUCAUACACUUUCCUCUCCACAUAAUUAUUUUCGGACAUAAAGAUGUGUGAAAGUUUUAAUCUUUAUGACUAGCAGGUCUAAAUAUGUAAGUCAGUGCCUCGGGUAUAAAAGUAUAAAAUCAUUUUGUGAAAGAAUGUGCAUAUGUGCGCGUGUUCCCUGUUUAAUGUGCAAUAACAGUUGUCGAUAUUUUUUGUAAACCAUCAGAAUCAUAUCUCAUGCACUUUAUGAUAAUUAUGCCCAACAUCUUCUCAUGGCAGCUCUCACACUUGGGUACAUUCAUUUGACAUAUCUUCUACCUUCCAUCAUUCUCUGUCUCUCUCCUUUGUUCUUUUUCUCUCACAUCACGCACAUUACAGGCUACAUCUGUUUUGAGAUUGACGAUAUUUGUAUACAGCAUCUGAAAAUAGCCGUUUUCUAGUUUGUAUAUACAUGUUUAUAUAUAUAUAUUACUAUGUGUAAAUGUAAAUAACUAAAGAUAUCAAUAAAGUGAUAAAAAGUAA